This is a messenger RNA of Mastomys coucha (southern multimammate mouse), 5508 nucleotides long. It is a transcript of the gene Usp42, whose product is annotated as ubiquitin specific peptidase 42. The record is from RefSeq and is a predicted model, not a curated record. The coding region runs from base 1230 to 5231 and encodes 1333 amino acids. The transcript is spliced from 25 exons. Lineage: Eukaryota; Metazoa; Chordata; Mammalia; Rodentia; Muridae. Gene Ontology annotation, biological process: protein deubiquitination; regulation of apoptotic process. Gene Ontology annotation, molecular function: cysteine-type deubiquitinase activity; cysteine-type endopeptidase activity. Gene Ontology annotation, cellular component: cytosol; nucleus.
GUACACGGACCGACACUCAUGAUUUGACUGUGAUCAACUAAACCUAGAAGCUACAACAUGAAAAGUAAAAGGCCAACUAAAACAGUCUCUUGGUUUGUUGCUGUGUGUGGACAGUAGGAACCGUAUUGUCAGGUCCCAGGACCUCUGAUCUGUGGUUAAGUCCAUUACCAGACCCAUACCAAGAAGAUCUCCCUUGCAGUAGAUUUCUCCAGAGCCUCCAAGUUACCUUCAUCUAUAGCUUGAGGAGGCUCAUUGGUUUACCCGGGCCUAGGCCAAGGCCUAGGCCAUCAGGUCUUAGGACCUCUGACCCUCUGGGUCAAGUCCAUUCCCACCCACCACUCACUGGAGCUCCCCUACAAGAGAAGACUUCUGCACGCCUCCCAAGUUACUCCCCUGUUCCUUGAGGUGAUUGGGAUACUUGGAUUAUCAUCUGUCUCAUGCCCUGCCACCCCAGCUCCUUCCCUAGACUCCUGAAGGAUUUUGCAGUUGCAGAUGUUAGAGGAGGCCCAUUGGUGUGCCUGUCCAGUAGAGGCCCAGGACAUCAGGUCUGAAGACCACUGAUGCUCUGGAUCAAGUCCAGUGCUGGCCUCCCCGCACCCAUUGGAGCUCCCUUGCCAGAGACUUCUCCAAGCCUCCCAAGUUACUCCCCCUACUUCUUGAGGAGGCUCAUUGAUAUGCUCAGCCAGUAGGGACCUAGGCAAGCAGGUCCCAGGACCUCUGACCCCUUGGGUCAAGUCCAUUGCCCAUCCAAACCUAUUGGAGCUCCCCUUUGGAUCUCCCACAUUACAUCCCUUAUUUCUUGAGGAGACUCAUUGGUGUACCUAUACAGAAGGGAACCAAGUCAUCAAGUCCCAGGACCUCUGACCCUUUGGGUCAAGUCCCCCACCUACUGGAGCUCCCCUGCAGGUGCAGAAUUCUCCAAGUCUCUCAAGUUAAAUUCCUUGUUUCCUGAGGAGGCUUAUUGGUGAGGUCAGCCUAUAGGGACCAAGGUUACCAGGUCCCAAGACCUCUGAUCCUAGGGGAAAUCUCCUCCCUAGUUGAAAAUUCUUCAUCUUCCACAUUACUUCCUGUAAUUCUUGAGGAGACUUGGGACCAACACCAUCAGGCCCUAAGACCUCUGAUCCUCAGGCUUAAGUCUAUUGCUGCCCUCCAACCACUUGGGUCUCCCCAGUUGAGGAAAAUUUCUCAAGUCUCCUACAUUACUUCCUCCAGUUCUUAAGGGUUGAAAAAUGACCAUAGUUGACAAAACUGAACCUUCAGACCCAUCAACCUGUCAGAAGCAACCUGGCAGUUCUGAGGCGGUCUCUCCUGAAGACAUGGACACAGGCUCUGCUAGCUGGGGUGCUGUGUCUUCUAUGAGUGAUGUCUCAAAUCAUACACUUUCAUUAGGGCCAGUGCCUGGUGCUGUAGUUUAUUCUAAUUCGUCUGUACCUGAAAAAUCAAAACCAUCACCACCAAAGGAUCAAGUCCUAGGUGAUGGCAUUGCUCCUCCUCAAAAGGUCCUAUUUCCAUCUGAAAAGAUUUGUCUUAAGUGGCAACAAAGUCACCGAGUUGGCGCUGGGCUCCAGAAUUUGGGCAAUACAUGUUUUGCCAAUGCUGCAUUGCAGUGUCUGACUUAUACACCACCCCUCGCCAAUUACAUGUUAUCCCAUGAACACUCCAAGACAUGCCACGCAGAAGGAUUUUGUAUGAUGUGCACAAUGCAGACGCACAUUACCCAGGCACUUAGCAACCCUGGGGAUGUUAUCAAGCCGAUGUUCGUCAUCAAUGAAAUGCGGCGUAUAGCUAGACACUUCCGUUUUGGAAACCAAGAAGAUGCCCAUGAAUUUCUUCAGUACACAGUUGAUGCCAUGCAGAAAGCAUGUUUGAAUGGCAGCAAUAAAUUAGACAGACACACCCAGGCCACCACCCUGGUCUGCCAGAUAUUUGGAGGCUACCUAAGAUCCCGAGUAAAAUGUUUAAAUUGCAAGGGUGUUUCAGAUACCUUUGAUCCAUAUCUGGACAUAACAUUGGAGAUUAAGGCUGCACAGAGUGUUACCAAGGCAUUAGAGCAGUUCGUGAAGCCAGAACAACUGGAUGGAGAAAACUCCUACAAAUGUAGCAAGUGCAAAAAAAUGGUUCCAGCUUCAAAGAGAUUCACCAUUCAUAGAUCCUCUAAUGUUCUUACCAUUUCACUGAAGCGUUUUGCCAACUUUACCGGUGGAAAAAUUGCUAAGGAUGUGAAAUACCCCGAGUACCUUGACAUUCGGCCCUAUAUGUCUCAGCCCAGUGGAGAGCCAAUUAUUUAUGUUUUGUAUGCUGUGCUGGUGCACACUGGUUUUAACUGUCACGCUGGCCACUACUUUUGCUACAUCAAGGCUAGCAAUGGCCUCUGGUAUCAGAUGAAUGACUCCAUCGUGUCCACCAGUGACAUUAGAGCGGUGCUUAACCAGCAAGCUUAUGUGCUCUUUUAUAUCAGGUCCCAUGAUGUGAAAAAUGGAGGGGAACCCGCUCAUCCUGCCCAUAGCCCUGGCCAGUCCUCUCCCCGCCCAGGAAUCAGUCAGCGGGUAGUCAACAACAAACAGGCGGCACCAGGGUUUAUUGGGCCCCAGCUGCCUUCCCACGUGAUGAAGAACACACCACACUUGAAUGGCACCACACCAGUGAAAGACACACCAAGUAGUUCUGUGUCAAGCCCUAACGGAAACACCAGCGUCAAUAGGGCCAGUCCUGCUACUUCUUCGACUUCUGUGCAGAACUGGUCUGUUAGCAGGCCCUCAGUUAUUCCAGAACACCCCAAGAAACAAAAAAUUACCAUCAGUAUUCACAACAAGUUGCCUGUUCGCCAAGGUCAGGCACAGCUGAAUAACAACCUCCAUGGCACUUGUCUGGAGGCCCCUAGCAAGGCGGCACCCUCCUCCACCAUCACUAACCCUUCUGCAAUACAGUCUACCUCGAACGUUCCCGCGACGUCAGUUUCUAAUAAAGUAGCAAAAUCAGUUUCCCCUAGUGAGUCCUGUUCUAAGCCCAUGGUGAACGGCAAGGCUAAAGUGGGCUCCAGUGUGCUCGUCCCCUAUGGGGCCGAGUCCUCCGAAGAGUCUGAUGAGGAGUCGAAGGGCCUGGCCAAGGAGAACGGUGUGGACAUGAAGGCCAGUACUCACUCCGAUAGGCCAGAAGCUGCUGCAGAGGAGGAUGCUGAGGCUUCCCCCCAUGAGCUCCAAGAACCCGUCAUGCUAAAUGGUGCUAAUAGCGCAGACAGUGACUCGAGAGAGAACAGCCUGGCAUUUGACAGUGCCAGCUGCCAGGUCCAAACCGAGCUACACACAGAAAACCUCUUUUCCAAACUUAAUGGUCUUCCUGGCAAGGUGACGCCUGCUCCUUUGCAGUCUGUUCCCGAAGACAGAAUCCUUGAGACCUUCAAGCUUACCAACCAGGCAAAGGGUCCAGUGGGUGAAGAGAGUUGGACUACAACAGGAGGAAGCUCUCCAAAGGACUCUGUUUCACAGCCGGAGCCCGUCAGUGAUGAGCCCAGUCCUCUUGAGAUACCGGAAGCCGUCACCAAUGGGAGCACGCAGACCCCUUCCACCAUGUCAUCCCUGGAGCCCACCAUCAGCUGUACCAAAGAAGACUCGUCCGUUGUUGUCUCAGCCGAACCUGUGGAGGGUUUGCCUUCUGUCCCUGCUCUUUGUAACAGCACCGGUACUACCUUGGAGGAUGCCCCAGUGCCCGAAUCGUGUGACCCUGGAGACUUGACUGCCAACCCGAGCCAGCCAACCCAAGCAGUAAAAGGUGAUACAGCUGAGAACGCUCAGGACUCCGCCUUGGCUGAAGUGGUAGAAAGGCUGAGCCCUGCUCCCUCAGUACUCACAGGUGACGGCUGUGAGCAGAAACUCUUCCUUUACCUCAGCACAGAGGGCUCAGAGGAGGCAGAAGACUCUUCCAGAAGCUCGGCAGUCUCUGCUGACACCAUGCUCCCUCAGCCUGACAGGACCACCACCAGCUCUUGUGAAGGGGCUGCUGAGCAGGCUGCUGGGGAUAGAGGCGAUGGAGGCAACAUGGGACCCAAAGCUCAGGAGCCUUCCCCAGCCAAGGAAAAGAUGAGCAGCCUUCGGAAAGUGGACCGAGGACAUUAUCGGAGCCGGAGAGACCGGUCCUCCAGUGGGGAGCACGUGAAGGACAGCAGGCCUCGACCGGAGGACCAUCACCAUAAGAAGCGGCACUGCUACAGCCGAGAGCGGCCCAAGCAGGAACGCCACCCUGCUAAUAAUACAUACUGCAAUGGGAGCCAGCACCUGGGCCAUGGUGACAGAGCCAGCCCUGAGCGCCGCUCUCUGAGCAGGUACAGCCACCACCAUUCACGGAUUAGGAGUAGCCUGGAACAGGACUGGAGCCGGUACCACCAUUUGGAAAAUGAGCAUGCCUGGGUCAGGGAGAGGUUCUACCCGGACAAGCUGCGGUGGGACAAGUGCAGGUAUUACCAUGACAGGUACACAUCCCUGUACACAGCUCGGGACGCCCGAGAGUGGCGGCCUCUGCAUGGUCGUGAGCAUGAACGCCUUGUCCAGUCUGGACGGCCACACAAGGACAGCUACUGGGGCCGCAAGGGCUGGGAGCUGCAAUCCCGGGGGAAGGAACGGCCCCACUUCCACAGCCCCCGAGAGGCCCCCGGCCUUGCUAUGCCCCUGGAGAGGCAUCUCCAAGAGAAGGCUGCGUUGAGUGUGCAGGACAGCAGCCACAGUCUCCCUGAGCGCUUUCAUGAACACGAGAGUGUCAAGUCGAGGAAACGGAGGUAUGAGACUCUAGAAAAUAAUGAUGGCCGUCUAGAAAAGAAAGUCCACAAAAGCCUGGAGAAGGACGCGCUAGAAGAGCCAAGGGUGAAGAAGCACAAAAAGUCUAAAAAGAAAAAGAAGUCCAAAGAUAAACACCGGGAUCGAGACAGCAGGCACCAGCAAGAAUCUGAUUUUUCAGGAGCAUACUCUGAUGCUGACCUCCAUAGACACCGGAAGAAAAAGAAGAAAAAGAAAAGGCAUUCGAGGAAAUCGGAGGACUUUAUAAAAGAUGUUGAGAUGCAUUUACCGAAGCUCUCAAGCUAUGAGGCUGUUGGCCAUUUCCGGAAAACAGAGGGAACCUUUCUACUAGCUGAUAGUCUGCCUGUGGAAGACAGCGGCCCUUUCCGGGAGAAAACGAAGCAUUUAAGGAUGGAAAGCCGGCCUGACAGAUGCCAUCUGUCAGAGUAUGGCCAGGGUGACUAAAAAGCCUUGGCCUCAUAACAACAAAAUUACGAUUCAACAUUAUCAACAGAAGCCAUCCCCAACCCAGCUUAAAUUAUAAACAUAGAAAAUAACUUUGUCCAAACUGCGUGGUGCUUCUUUAGUAAAUACUGUACAGAUUUUACCAUGGACAACUUUUUCUUUUCUUUUUUUUUUCUUCAGUUUUUACCUUUUCUUAAUUGCCCUUAUUCCAAAUGGAUACUUUCUACACUGCUGAACGUUGUAAAUUACCGUGUACAUAAAAUCACACUGACAAUAA